This is a messenger RNA of Giardia duodenalis, 810 nucleotides long. RefSeq lists its product as uncharacterized. The coding region runs from base 1 to 810 and encodes 269 amino acids. The transcript has a single exon. The record is from RefSeq and is a predicted model, not a curated record. NCBI's taxonomy places the organism in Eukaryota, Fornicata, Diplomonadida, Hexamitidae.
AUGGUAGUUGAUUUUGCCGACGGGGCACCCUCUGGGGAUGCGAAAAAAGGCCUCUUUGGCCUUCCUCGGUCAGCCGUGGUUGACGGAGUAGUAUCUCCUAAGACGAUGGCCCUUCACAAGCGCUCUAGAAGCGACGUCAGUCACACAUACAGCAGUCACCUUGUAUGCGAUGGAGAGCAAAGGCCCAUCUUGCCGCUGCUCGAUGAUAACAAACUUUCGCCUUCGGCUGAGCCUGAUCUCUCCUCCAGGUCUCUGUGUGGCAAGUCUACUCUCUCUGCUACGGCUGUAGACACGUGUAUACCUCUGAGGCCCGUAUAUUGCCGUGCAAUUAGUGCAGGGAUACAGGGAUGCAGAGUUCCUGCCCUAACCCGUUCUUACUUUGCUGCUCUGCCCUCGUUUACAGCGCCCAUGUAUGUUCACCUUGGCUCAUGCAAGUCCGACGCUUUGCCUACGUAUAGCAUACAACUCCACUCGAUCAAGAGCAGAUAUAAGUACGCGCCAAGGCCUCAUUCGAAGCUGCCUGGCAGCACGAUAGGCUCAGGAAUCUCUAGUGCCCAAUCCCCUCCCCGCUUAACCCCGUCUGCCUCUUUUAGCACGCCUUCGUGCGGAACCAGCACACCUUCUUCCUGUGCCAGCAGUGUGGACAGGGCGUUUGGUGUGACAUCUCGUAGAACCCCUGGGAUUCUUUCUGUUGAUUGUGUGCAUGACAACCAGUCCUUAUCCAUCGCAUUUGCGACCGGAAGUAGAACAAUGGGCCUUCCACCCGUUGCGAUUACGCAUGUAGUAGGGUCUGCUUCUUGCGUUGAGUAA